AUGAACUUGUACCUUCUCUCAUCUGGCAUAAAACCACACCAUAUCUUGUCCCGAGGUCACUUUCUGCAUUUGGACAACAGCAACUAUCACUACGAUAAUAUUGUUAUCUCGGAGCCUUCGUCCUGGCUGCCUACUUUUCAUGGCCCGUCCUGCCCUAUCAACCACUUGAAGUCACCGAAAUGUGCGCCGAGAUCUGUGUUUCUAGUACACGAUGAGCCUCGACGUCCUCUGGAUAGUCUGUACAAACAUCUUCUCUGGCUUGCCGCUGAAACUGUGACCGUCAUCACGCUCGUCUUUCUCUUCCUCGUUUUGUGUUUCUCGGUGAAUAAUCUGGCAAGGCGCAUGGGUCACCUUGGGACAAUUAUUGCGCUAUAUUGGCACUCCGGCUUUGAAGCUAAUUCGACAGCGUUUCUGCCUGAUGUCUUUGCAAAUCUCUACAAGAUCCUGAUGGACGACGCUUUGGUUACUGAAGUACAUUCUCGCGCAGAGCAAUUCUCAGACUUCGACGCAAUAUUUGGCUCUAGUGCCGUCAAUUGCGGUCCUGAUGGAUUCUGUGCAACAAGAUCGUCAGCGCCUAGCACCGCAUGCACGCCAUCCCGCUCUUCUGCACUGUCUUCUGGGAUAUGCAACAAUUCCACUAUGAAGAGUCCGUUGCGAACUCCAAGAUCCCUCCCGGAACGAACAGAAGGUUCUUCGGCGUCAAGCGUUGUGCCUUCAUCGCCUUGCCCUCCAGAAAUCGAGGAAAUGCUCUUGGCUUUCCGCUCGGAGGCGAUGGUCAUGCUUCAGACGUCAAAUAUCCAACAGCAGGCGGUGUCGCCUCCCCCUGGAAGUUCUUAUCCAUCUCUUACACCUGUCGGGGAUACUGUCCCAACCAUAGUCAAACACGGCAAUGUUGAAGAUCUGGAACUCCAGGCUCCUUAUUCUGCACUUGCUAAGGCUACGAGCCUUGCCGAGGUGACCUACGAGACAGCAAUGUCAAAUGAUCAACUCAAGCUCCCUCAGGCGAAAGGCCUCAGUGCGUCUGCGGACAACGCAUCCCACCAGGGACCGAUCAGAUCUUCCGGAAAGGACCGCACAUUAUUUUCUUUUAUUCUUUUGUCAUCCUCGUUUGAAGACUUGUAUGCUCAAGCACGACAGCUCCCCGCAGUAGCCACCAACGUAAUUGCCGCCCCAUCGUCUCAGACACCGCUUCUCAUUCCUACAGAGCCCUCGCCUCCUCUUCCGCUACAAAAAAUCCUGCCCGCUCAUGAUGUACACCUCUCUUUGUCCCCGCCAAAGCAUGCAUCCGAGAUUUCUCGCACUCGUCCUAGAGCUCGCUCCCAGCAUACCUGUGUCUCGUCAACUCAGUCACGCUCCUCCAAACUCUCGGGUCCGCCUUCUGAAGGCGUAGCCGCGCUCGACCUGCUGACGGUCUCUUUCUCUCCAGGACAAUUCGACGUUGACGUCGAGUCCACCGCCCAGGGUGUGGAGUCCCUCGAAAGGCGCGCGACCGCAGACGCGCCCGUGUUUCGGUUCCAGCUCUUCCCUCCUGCGCCUGCACCCACGAGGACACGGCAGUCGCAUGGGGCAGAGACGGAGGAGGCGCUGGCGGGAACAAAGCGAAAGAACCCGGACACCGACGCAGGCGCUUCGGGGAAGAACAUAGGCAGUGCGCCAGGAGUGCGCGGGACGCACGUAGGCGCGAUGGGCGGGUCUCCAGAGCUGCAGCGCGCAGGGAUCCGAAUGAAUGACGCGGACGAGCACGUCGUCCCGCUUAGCUUCAGGGCUAAUGGAACACAGCGCAGGGAGAUCAAGAUCCGCCCGGGCUACCGCCCACAAGACCUCUACGCGAAGUACUGCCCGCCAGCGCUGCGCACGCGCACGCAGUCGGAGCGCCCAGUGGGGUCCGCCGCUUCUCCAGGCUCGCCCGCGUCCCCCGCAUCGCCGCGUUUCCCGCUAUGUUUCGGCCCGCGCGUCACGCCGAGGCGCAUGCUGUUCGACGACCCCCCAAGCACAGUGGGCAGCGCGGGCGGGUCGCCGACGUGGAAAAGGCAGAAGCGGGACGACGACACGCAGGAUGCGUGGCGCGCGAGGGCGCUCAGUCCGUCCGCGACGCCCCCUUCCACAGGCUCCCCUGCUUCCACAGCCGACACGAGCGGCGCGUGGAGGCGCACGUCUUCGCCGCUGCCGCGCGCGAUCUUCGUGAACGUGCACGCACCCAUGUCGGCCGCAGCGUUGCCGCGCAGCCCGGUGCUGCAGGAGCGAGCGCAGGCAGAGGGAGGAACGGCGACGAAGGAUACGCGCGGCGGUGCUGCGAUGGGGGUCGCACCCGCGCGGGGCCCGCGCACGAGCGCACACGUUCGCGCGAGCACGACGGGGACGGGGGUGCUGAGGAACACGCGCGGGCGCGGGGCCGCAGCGCCGAGCAGGCUUCCUCGUGCAGCGCCGGCGGCGGCGGUCGGGGCUGGUGUGGCGGACGGGGGUGGCGGCGGGGCCGCGGGCGUGCAGGCGCGGGCGAGACGCGGCGAGUCUGCUGGAAAUCAUUUGCGCGGGCAGACACGGGUUCGGGCGGGGGCGAAGGCGAGCGGGGGGCGGUCGCUUGGAGACGGGGCUGUGGGCGCUGUUGGCGGUGGUCCCGGCGGUGUCGGUGAGAGGGGUGUCGCGACGCAGAGGGGGGUGGUGAGAGCGGCUGCGGGGGGUGCGGGCAUGCAGGCGCGGGCGCGGGCGCACGAGGAGACGGGGGAGGGUCUGGCGGCGGCGCGGAGGCGGGUGAAGACGCGCUCGCGGACGGUCAGCGCGCGCGCGUGA
Molecule: messenger RNA, 2787 nt
Organism: Heterobasidion irregulare TC 32-1
Lineage: Eukaryota; Fungi; Basidiomycota; Agaricomycetes; Russulales; Bondarzewiaceae
Exons: 2
Coding region: 1-2787 (928 amino acids)
Source: RefSeq, a predicted model, not a curated record